AUGCUGAGCAAGCUGAACAAGCUGAGCGAGCAACGCUACGGUACAGGUGCCCGUCCAGGUACAGUACAGGAGGCAGGCAGCCGAAGCGGGCCAGCAGGCGAGACGGGCGCGAGACAGCGUGCAUUUCGCUCUUUUGAUGCGGCCAUCCGGAUGUGCCGAGCGAAACGCGAGGCAACAGCAGAUGACAAGCCGAACGAUUCCAGCUGGAGCGGCCCAACUGUCGGAAGGGGCCCGCAUGGCAGGGAGCUGCAGCUCUUCCCGGCUCGUGGCAUUUCGCUGCCGCUGCUGCUGCUGCUCGUCACAGUGACCUAG
This is a messenger RNA of Moesziomyces antarcticus, 312 nucleotides long. RefSeq lists its product as uncharacterized. NCBI's taxonomy places the organism in Eukaryota, Fungi, Basidiomycota, Ustilaginomycetes, Ustilaginales, Ustilaginaceae. The coding region runs from base 1 to 312 and encodes 103 amino acids. The transcript has a single exon. The record is from RefSeq and is a predicted model, not a curated record.